Meira miltonrushii is the source of this 1941-nucleotide messenger RNA. RefSeq lists its product as uncharacterized. The coding region runs from base 1 to 1941 and encodes 646 amino acids. NCBI's taxonomy places the organism in Eukaryota, Fungi, Basidiomycota, Exobasidiomycetes, Exobasidiales, Brachybasidiaceae. The record is from RefSeq and is a predicted model, not a curated record. The transcript has 3 exons.
AUGGAUCCAGUCACGUUUCCAUCUGAACAUUUCUUUGAUUUAGUGGUAAUCGGAAGUGGUCCGGCUGCUUUGUCAGUUGUGACUCGCAUCUUAGAAAGCAGACCUGCUGCUUUGUAUACGGAAGAAGAACAUACACAUCUGCAUUGGUUACGAAAGAAUGGAAAAGAUGAUUCAGUCAGAAGCAGUAAAAACAAAACUUCAACAAAAGAUGCCAAGCGACCUCUGUUGAAGACCAAAUCUGUUGGACGUGGAAAUGAAAGGGUGAUAGUACCUCAAAAUACCAACGAGCAAUCUUGCCAAUGUGAUGGAUCGAUUCGAAUUUUGAUCAUUGAUCGUUUAGGAGAAUGGAUGGCAAAUUGGGAUAGAUUGUUUGGAAUUUAUCAAAUUCCACAUUUACGUUCACCACUCUUCUUUCAUCCUGCUCCUGCUGAUAUUGACGCUUUGGUUGCAUUUGCCGAACGUAAAGGCAGGAUGAAAGUACAAACACCAAAUGAUCAUCAAGACAAAGUUCGCCGUACUUCUCAGGAUGGAUGUCCAGACUUGAUUGAAGUGCCAGGAUGCGUAGGAAAAGAGAUUUCAAAGCAUAAACGUAAAAAGCGUGCACAACAACCGUCAAAACGAAUGGGAGACAUUGUCAACGAACGUGAUCGAAGGGAUUAUUUCACACCCAGUACGAAGCUGUUUCAUGAUUUCAUUCGUGAAGAUUGUAUAAAGAGAUAUGGUUUGGACAAUGAAGGAAAGCCAUGGCCAAAUGCAAAAGAAGCAUUCCAGCAAAAUGAUGAACCGGAUAAACGUAUUCAAUUCGUACGCGGUGAAGUGACAAAUCUUGAUUGGACAACACUACACAUUUCUGGUUGGGAAAAGUUACAAGGCUUUUCGGUUGAGUUGAAUGAUGGCAUACGAAUUGCAGCAAAAGCAGUCGUUUGUGCAGGCGGUCCAGGUGCAACGCCAGGUGUGCCAGAAUACCUUACCAAUACAACCGACAAAACCCAAAUUGUGCCCAGUGGACCAGGUUGGUGCCAUUCGACACAACUUGGCAUGCAAGGAAGAACAUUACCGCCAUUACCGUUACAACGAAGAAUCAAAGACAAACAACCUUCAUCUAUGGUCGUGAUUGGAGGUGGUCUUACAUCUGCUCAAAUAUGUGAUGUUGCAAUUCGAAAUGGUGUCGAGGAUGUUACACUGUUGAUGCGAGGAUAUUUCAAGAUCAAGCCUUUUGAUUUGGAUCUCAAAUGGGUUGCACGUUAUGCAAAUUUAGAAAAGAUGCGUUUUUGGCAGGAGGAUGAUCCGCAGAAAAGAUUGGAAGCAAUGUAUGCAGCACGCAAUGGUGGAAGUAUCACUCCACGGUAUGCGAAACUGAUCAAGCAAUACCAACAAGAAGGAAAGUUAAAGAUAAUGACUUGUACAAAAGUGGAUAAAGCGGAAUGGACACCGAUGAAUGAAGACGAUCAAGAUGAAGGUGAAUGCAACGCAUCAGCUAAAUCAAGCAAAGGCGAAGAUAGCGGCGAUGAAUCAAUUGCUGAAGAUGAAAUCGAAAUCAAAGAAACGAAACAAACUUUACGGCCUCACUAUAUUAUCUCCGCCACAGGAGCUGCUCCGAAAUUCUCUCAGGUGCCAUUUCUGAGAAAUAUCGCAAAGCAGCAUCCCGUUCCAGAAUACGGUGGUCUGCCAUGGCUAACAGAGAGCUUGCAAUAUGGAAAAUUGCCUCUCUUUUGUGCAGGUGCCUUUAGUGCUUUACAGAUCGGUCCCGGUGCUUUCAAUUUAGAGGGCAUGCGGGCCGCAGCGGAUCGGAUUGCAGUCCGGUUACAAGAAUUAGCCAUCGGACAAGAAGGUGAAGGGGAUGCUGAAAGUACUCCUCAACAAAAAUCAAACAAUACUCAAUCUGUUUCUCAGUUUACACAUUUCGCCUACCAACAUCUUCCGCAAGAAGUAGAAGCAUGA